UGCUUUCACGACGUGCUUUGGCUCGAAUCGGUGGCAUCCGAGGCGUUAUGACUGGGCCGGCCAUAAAAGCUCGUCUAGAUCACGAAGGCCAUCCACCACCACCAAUUACGCAACUGAAUGAGUACGAAAUAUCAUUGAAAGAUACAGUUCGACGAUUUUCCCACAAUGUUAUCAAGCCACUGGUUCGAGAAAUGGAUGAAAAGUCACAGAUGCACCAGUCGGUGAUUACCGGAGCGUUUGAGAAUGGCUUCAUGGGAAUAGAAGUGCCAGAGCAAUAUGGCGGACCGGGAACAUCCUUUUUUGAUUCCAUCCUUGUGGUCGAAGAAUUAGCAAAGGUUGAUCCGUCGGUAUCUGUGUUCGUUGAUGUACAAAAUACCCUUGUAGCUCCACUGAUCAUAGAACAUGGAACGGAAGAGCAAAAGCAGAAGUAUCUGCCGAGGAUUUGUGAUGAAUGGGUUGGAUCUUUCUGUUUAUCGGAGGUAGCAUCGGGUUCCGACGCCUUUGCCAUGAAGACAGUGGCGAAAAAAGACGGUGAUGAUUUUCUUAUUACGGGCACAAAAACAUGGAUUACCAAUGCAGGCCAUGCUAGCUUCUUCUUGGUAUUCGCCAAUGCUGAUCCGUCCAAAAAUUAUAAAGGCAUCACAUGCUUUCUUGUUGACCGUAAUGAGGAAGGUGUACAAGUUGAGCGUAAGGAGGACAAACUUGGUAUACGGGCUUCAUCGACUUGUCCUGUCCACUUUGAGAGUGUUCGCGUUCCAAAAUCCGCAAUACUUGGUGAAUAUGGUAAAGGGUACAAGUACGCAAUUGAGUGCUUGAAUGGGGGUAGAAUUGGUAUUGGAGCGCAGAUGGUAGGAUUAGCUCAAGGUUGUUACGACAAUGCUAUACCUCAUCUCCAAGAGCGAAAACAAUUCGGGUCAAGGAUCAUUGAUUUCCAGGGCAUUCAACAUCAAAUAGCCCAAGCAGCUGUAGAGAUUGAAGCAGCUAGGUUACUCGUCUACAACGCAGCCAGAAUGAAGGACAAUGAUAUCAAGUACGUGAAAGAGGCGGCCAUGGCCAAGCUCUAUUCUUCUCAGGUAGCUACAAAUGUGACAUCUAAGUGCGUUGAAUGGCUAGGAGGUAUAGGUUUCACGAAAGAGUAUCCCGUGGAAAAAUUCUAUCGCGAUGCUAAAAUUGGAACAAUAUACGAAGGAACCUCAAACAUCCAACUGAAUACUAUUGCUAAAUUGAUUGAUACGGAGUAUAAACACCAUUCAUAAAGCAUACGUUCGCUUUUUAGCUUGUACUUUCUGAAAUCUCACCAAUGUUUAUGUUCCAAUCUCAAACAAUGUGCCCUACCUUUAGAACGCGUAUUUGUAUAUGUGUAUAAUUGAAUAGUUGUUUGUACUAUUUAUCUGUUUUGUGUGUUUUUGACAGAGUUUCUAUAAAUAUCUCUAUCUCAAUAUCAAUCACCGGAAUUAAACCCAGUAUUCGCAACAAUGC
This is a messenger RNA of Cylicocyclus nassatus, 1479 nucleotides long. NCBI's taxonomy places the organism in Eukaryota, Metazoa, Nematoda, Chromadorea, Rhabditida, Strongylidae. The record is from the annotation of a GenBank genome assembly.